AUGGGGUGUAAGAGCCUUUUGGUAGCUGUGGCCAGCCACAGCAAGAAAAUUUCCAGACAGAGCCUGGAAAUACACGAUCUCCAGGUUGCUGUUGGCCGACUAUUGCCUGGGGAAUCCGAGGUCGCUCAUAUCGAAAAUGAGGUCACUUCACGAGGUCAAAGGGAACCAGCCCGGGUCCAGUCCCCACGCAUUGCAGUUCCACUCCCCAACCUCAGACCACGACCAGCCUGUUGCCUACUCAAGAUCCAAUCAAACCUGUGCAAGUCGGUGGCACUGCACUAUCUGCCGAUAAGAGGUCCCGGUGUUUGGAGUCAAGGUUGCUGCUUUUACUGUGGGGAAGCAGGUCACCUGCAGGCUGAAUGUCCGAAGCAGCAGCCACCUGCAGAAAAGCUAAGACUGUCCAGUGUUGGGGGGACUUUGAUGGUAGCUGCCACUACGUCCAAUCACAUGGAUUCUGGUUUUGUGAUGAAGGUGGAGCUCACCUGGGCUAAGAACUUCAGGCAGUUAGAGGCUUGUGUGGACUCAGGGGCAGCCGGUAAUUUCCUGGAUUUAAGAACAGCCCAACGAUUCGACAUACUGCUACAGGAGUUGAGCCAGUCCAUGCCCACAACUGUCUUGGAUGGCCGCCCACUAGGCUCCAGGCAGAUCCAGCAACAGAUGGUGGAAUUGGGGAUCAUGUGGAAGACGUCCAUGGAGGAGCACAUCGUUCACGUCAGGGACAUUUUAAAGAGGCUUCUGGACCAUGGACUUCAUGUCAAGUUGGAGAAGUUGGAGUUUCACAUGAUGACUGUUUCUUCAUCUCUAAUGGCUACCUCAAGAUGGACCCUAACAAGACCCAGGAACUUCAGCUCGGUGGCAGCUCUGCUGACGGUGCUGACUAAAAAUUCCACGGGCCUUUUUGUCGGAAUGAUUGAAAUGGUGGCUGCUUCUGCAGAGCUUAAGUGGCUAUCCCCCACAGAGAAGAACUAUGACAUCGGGAAUCGAGAGCUUCUUGAGAUUGCCGUGACAGUGAAGAUAUCCUUCUCAAUGCUGGAGGUUUGGUGUCUGCUGCUACUUAUUGAUGCAGAUACUGUCCACGUCAUCUGGAGAAACUGCAGUCAUAUCGCACUGAAUUCCUCAGUCCUUCGUCUCGGUAAUCCUUUAACGGCUACUUGCCUGUUGAGAAGUGAAGCGUGUGCUCUUGACUACAAAGUUAGCCUAACUGCUUUGGUCUGGCAAAUGAACGGGGAAGAGAUUUCAAGAGCCCAGUACAGUGUGUUGAAUAACCAAGUGUCUACAGUCACCUUACCUAAUUUCAAUCAACUUGAAGGGAACCUGACUUGUUCUGUUUGCAACAACGGAUCACUGCAGCUACUUCAGUGGGCCAAAGUCAGAGCUGGAUACCCUCCAAUGAAACCACGCCUUUUAUUCUGCACAUCGUACUGGACCUCAUUUGCAGUACAGAGCAUCGUUUGUAAUUGGGAUCCAGGAUCUGAAACAUACCUGGAAACAAGCUUCACGUUACACGUAUCAGAAACUACUGGAAAUUGCACUACCAGAUAUUUAAAACCAAAGAAUUGUACUGCAAAUAAGACCAAGAACUCAUGCAUGGUCCUCGUUUCAAAUUUGAUAUCCUAUCAUGACAUCUGGGUCACAGCUAAGAAUGCACUUGGUACAGAAAUGUCCAACCACAAGUGCCUUGAUGGCAUGCUAAUAGUGAAAUUCAAAGCUCCUCAGAUAACUGAAAUGUUGCAGGAUGCAGAACAAAACGACUGCCUAAUUGGACAGUGGAAGAUGCCCUUUGAGAUGACUAAUCAUAGCAAGGCUGCUUUCGAGAUUCAGUACAAGGCACUUAAUGAAGAGAAAUGGAUCCAGGUUUCCCUAACAGCAAUAAAUAGUACGCGUUUCAGGCAGUGUAACCUCUUACCUUACACCAAGUACCAGCUGAAGAUCCGUUGUAAGCAGAAAGCUGAGACCAGUCCAUGGAGCGAAUGGAGUAACGAGAUCACAGGCAUGACAGCACAGCGUGCUCCAACUCAACAACUACAACUCUGGAGAAGUAUUGAGAAGCCUAAUUCAGAAGGAAUUCGCAGAGUGCGUCUUAGGUGGAAGCCACUCAACAAAAGUGCAGCAAAUGGAAAGAUUUUGGGUUACAGGAUCAGACUGCAUAAGCCAGAGCUGCAGGAAUACAACACCUCCUUCCUAGAGAGCACCCUCCAUCUGCCUGACGGUAACUACAGUAUCCAGGUUUCAGCGGGAGAAUCUCCAAAAGCUCAGCUUGUUAUUUCAUCAUCUAAAAUGCAAGAUUUACCGUCUCUGUCCCGUGUUCUUGCUUUUUCAAAUGGAAAUGACAGCCUUCUGAUUCAGUGGGAGCCUCCCAGUAUAGCGGCAACUGGUUAUGUGGUCGAAUGGUGUGUAGUGUCUCAGAAAAUUCCCUGGAAUAUCAGCUGGCAAAACACCCCUGGAAAUAUUACUGAAGUCAUCAUACAUGAUAACAUUAAGCCAAUGCAUCUCUACAACAUUUUGGUUUACCCUAUUUUUGAUGACGUAUCAGGGUUUCCAGCAUCCACACAGGCUUACUCAAAAGAGGGUGCUCCAAGCUGCGGUCCUGAAAUUUGGUCUAAACAGAUCUGGAAGACCAAAGUCCAUCUUGAAUGGCAUGAGCUUCCGAUCGAUGAUCAGAAUGGCUUCAUCAGGAGUUAUACAGUGUUAUAUAAGAAUGGGAAUGGCAAGCUGAAAUCUGUUGUUGUCAAUGAAUCUGAGCACAACUGCGUCCUUAAUGGCCUGUCACCAAGCACAGAGUAUGAUGUGAGCACUGUGGCCUCAACAGAUGCAGGAAAUGCUGCGGGCUCUAGUCUGGCUGUUACAACCAAGACAUUUGAUGAUGGAGAAGUGGAGUUGUUCCUGAUCUGUGUCUUCUCUUUCCCUCUGUUUACAAUCCUGGCUUUGAUGGGUGCCUGCAUCUUCCAACGACACAGAAUUAGAAAACAGUUUUGGCCCAACGUUCCAGAUCCUGCAAAUAGCACCCUCGCUCACUGGAUGCCAAAAAAGUUGUGGCAGGAUGUAAAAGACCUUCAGGAGGAUCAGAAUCCAACGUUUCAAGUCCAAGUUGUUCAUUGUGGUGGUCAGGCCAAAUCCAGUGUUAGUGGUACCAAAUGUUACUGGAUGCAGGGCACCAAGACUGAGAGCGGUCCAAGCUCUGUCACCAACAGUCUGAAUGAAGUCAACUGCAGCAUCAAGCAACCCCUACAGGAAUUCAUCGCCGCACAAAAUGAGUUUGAUUCACAUGAAAUGGAACACUUCCAGCAGCUUGAAGCAGAGACCAUGACCAUAAAUGAAUAUAAUAAACAGAGAAAUGCAACAUUUGCUGAUUUCCCACCAAAUUCAUCACCAACUCUUCUCACUUGUUUACCUCAAGUCAUUCCUCAUGAUGAACAUAGUCUGCUGUCACUAUUUCAGAGCAUACCAGAUGACAACCACGGUAAAACUCUGCAGGAGAUGAGUCAUAUACUUGAAAAAGAGGAAAUGCUGUGCAGUUUUCCAUUUUUAAUGAACCUGCAUACCCUUUCAAGCUCUGAGAUAUUAACCUAA
Molecule: messenger RNA, 3570 nt
Organism: Mobula hypostoma (lesser devil ray)
Lineage: Eukaryota; Metazoa; Chordata; Chondrichthyes; Myliobatiformes; Myliobatidae
Product: granulocyte colony-stimulating factor receptor-like
Biological process (GO): cytokine-mediated signaling pathway
Cellular component (GO): external side of plasma membrane; signaling receptor complex
Molecular function (GO): zinc ion binding; cytokine binding; cytokine receptor activity
Source: RefSeq, a predicted model, not a curated record